AUGAGUGUAUGUACCCUAAGUGUGCCAGUUUCCUCAAUCUCUUCUAGCAGAAGAUGCCACGCUUUUAGUGGCACUGGGAUUCUAGGCUGUGUUCCUAUUAGUUCCAGUACUGAUGAGGAUGAUGUGAGAGAGAGAAAGAUGGUGGCUGACGGAGUGGAUAAAGAGAAAAAAUUACCUUCUAAAAAGAAAAGAAAGAAGGGCUUGCGAAUUAAAGGGAAAAGGCGCCGAAAAAAAUUGCUCCUUGCAAAAAAGUUUAAGGAUUUAGCCUCCGGAAGGCCUAUCGUAGAUGCACCUGCUUUGCUAGCUUCCGGUGUUCCUGAGCAAGAUGAAGAAAGUCUGUUUGAGAGCAAUAUAGAAAAGCAGAUCUACCUACCUAGUACCAGAGCCAAGACUUCCAUUGUGUGGCACUUCUUUCAUGUUGACCCCCAGUAUACCUGGCGAGCUAUUUGUAACCUCUGUGAAAAAAGUGUCAGCAGGGGUAAGCCAGGCAGCCAUCUUGGUACAUCUACUCUUCAGCGACACCUGCAGGCAAGGCAUUCACCUCACUGGACCAGGGCCAACAAGUAUGGAGUCACUAGUGGAGAGGAGGAUUUUACCUUGGAUGUGCCUUUAUCACCCUCUUCUCCAUGUAGCAGUGGAAGCUUUGAAUAUAUCCCAACUGAUUCUUUAGAUGAUAACAGAAUGGGUAAGAAAAGAGACAAAUCAGCAUCUGAUGCCCUGAGGGCGGAAAGAGGAAGAUUCCUCAUUAGAAGUAACAUUGUCAAGCAUGCCUUAAUUCCUGGAACAAGAGCCAAGACAUCUGCAGUUUGGAAUUUUUUUUAUACUGAUCCUCAGCAUAUCUCUAGAGCUGUGUGUAAUAUAUGUAAAAGAAGUGUGAGCCGAGGUAGGCCAGGGUCCCACUUGGGAACAUCAACACUUCAAAGACACCUGCAAGCCACACAUCCAAUCCAUUGGGCUGUUGCCAACAAAGAUAAUGGUGCUAUUGGGAAUGGAUUAGAUGAAUCUGAGACAGAGAGAAAUGAGCUCUUGAGCGAUCCUCUGCAUGGAGAGAAGUCUACAGGUAGCCAGGAUUUAACAAUUGAGGAUCUUAGUGACUCUGAUUCAGAGGGACCUCCUGUGUUAGAAAUUGAAAAUAGAAGAGGUGAGAAUCCCAGGCCUGCUGUACAGCCAGAUCUGAUAAGAGCACAGGGGAGGAAAAGAACAUACUGUGAAAAUCCAGUCUCAAGUCAAAUUAGUCAAGCAAUUAUUCAGAUGAUUGUAGAAGAUAUGCAUCCUUACAACUACUUCUCAACUCCAGCCUUUCAGAAAUUCAUGAAGAUUGUGGCUCCUGACUAUAGGUUGCCAUCGGAGACUUACUUUUUCACUAAGGCCGUACCUCAGUUAUAUGAUUGUGUCAGAGAAAAAAUUUUCUUAACUCUAGAGAAUGUACAGAGCCAAAAGAUACAUCUGACUGUUGACAUAUGGACCCAUGACCCCUCCACUGACUAUUUCAUUCUGACAGUACAUUGGGUCUCUUUGGAAACUGUACCUUCCAAUAAUGGUGGUAGAAUCCCAAAUUUUAGAAAAUGGGCAGUGCUUUGUGUAACAGGUUUGGCAAAAGACUGUUUGAUAACCAAUAUCUUACAAGAAUUAAAUGACCAGAUUGGCCUGUGGCUUUCUCCAAAUUUUCUUAUCCCCAGCUUCAUUGUUUCUGACAAUUCCUCUACUGUUGUACAUGCAAUCAAAGAUGGUGGUUUUAGUCAUAUGCCCUGCUUUCUGCGAUGUUUAAAUAUUGUCAUUCAGGACUUUUUCUGUGAACACAAAAGCAUUGAGAAUAUGUUAGUGGCUGCAAGAAAAACCUGUCAUCAUUUUAGUCAUUCAGUCAAGGCUCGACAGAUACUGCAAGAGUUCCAAAAUGAUCACCAGCUUCCAUGGAAGAAUUUGAAGCAGGAUGAGACUGGCCAUUGGGUUUCUACCUUCUAUAUGUUAAGAUGGCUUCUAGAACAUUGUUACUCAGUUCACCAUAGUCUGGGCAGAGCCAGUGGAGUUGUGCUUACCUCCCUUCAGUGGACUCUAAUGACUCAUGUUUGUGAUAUUCUUAAGCCAUUUGAGGAGGCCACCCAGAAAGUUAGUGUGAAGACUAUGGGAUUGAAUCAAGUGCUACCCCUGAUACAUCAUUUACUCCUUUCCCUCCAGAAACUUAGAAAAGAUUUUCAAGUCAGAGGUAUUACUCAAGCUCUCAAUCUGGUGGACAGUUUAUCACUGAAACUUGAAACUGACAGCUUAUUAAGUGCCAUGCUCAAAUCUAAGCCUUGUAUCUUAGCUACAUUGUUAGAUCCUUCCUUUAAGAACAGUUUGCAUGACUUUUUCCCACAAGGUACUGAUUUAGAAACUUAUAAGCAGAUCCUUGCAGAAGAAGUUUGCAAUUAUAUGGAAUCUUCACAAGAAGUCUGCCAUAUUGCAACUUCAGAAGUUUCUGGCCCCUCAGCUACAGGAUCUGAUUCGUUUACCUCAUCUGUAAAAGACGGCACCUCCUCCAGUUCAGGCUCUCUUGAUAGCUCAGUCGCAAAUAAUGCUACUGGAGGCAAAAGCAUCCUGUUUCCUUCUGCUAUAGCACUGGUGGAUGAAUAUUUCAAAGAGAAGUAUUCAGAAAUCUCAAGAGGUAAUGACCCUUUGAUUUACUGGCAGAAGAAAGUGAACAUCUGGCCAGCUUUGACUCAAGUUGCCAUUCAGUAUCUAAGCUGCCCCAUAUGUAGUUGGCAAUCUGAAUGUAUCUUUACUACAAAUAGCCACUUUCAUCCAAAGCAGAUCAUGAGCUUGGACUUUGACAAUAUAGAACAGCUCAUGUUCCUGAAAAUGAACUUAAAAAAUGUUAACUAUGAUUAUUCUACAUUGGUUCUGAAUCGAGAUCUGGAGAAUGAAGUUGUUCAAAGGAGUGAAAAGGAAAUAUUAUCUUAA
Messenger RNA from Elephantulus edwardii (Cape elephant shrew), 2937 nucleotides. It is a transcript of the gene ZBED6, whose product is annotated as zinc finger, BED-type containing 6. Gene Ontology annotation, cellular component: nucleus. Bases 1 to 2937 code for a protein of 978 amino acids. Lineage: Eukaryota; Metazoa; Chordata; Mammalia; Macroscelidea; Macroscelididae. Gene Ontology annotation, molecular function: protein dimerization activity; DNA binding. The record is from RefSeq and is a predicted model, not a curated record. The transcript has a single exon.